Hermetia illucens (black soldier fly) is the source of this 585-nucleotide messenger RNA. RefSeq names its product pupal cuticle protein Edg-78E-like. NCBI's taxonomy places the organism in Eukaryota, Metazoa, Arthropoda, Insecta, Diptera, Stratiomyidae. The record is from RefSeq and is a predicted model, not a curated record. The transcript is spliced from 2 exons. Gene Ontology annotation, cellular component: chitin-based extracellular matrix. The coding region runs from base 150 to 530 and encodes 126 amino acids. Gene Ontology annotation, molecular function: structural constituent of chitin-based larval cuticle.
GACCUCCCUGUACAACGACGAACAAGAUUAUGGUCAAACUUGAUGCUCAAUAGAGAUGAUCAUUGCUCCUCAAUAUAAAAGGCUUACGGGGCCUCUGAACGAUAUCAGUUCUGAAUUAGCCUUUUACUAAUCAAGAGCCUACUACCAACAUGUUCAAAUUCGUUGCUUUGGCCGUUCUCUUGGCUCUUGCCUCUGCCGAUCACAUCGAUAAGGAUGCCCAAAUUCGUAGCCAAGCCAGUGAUGUAAGCCCAGAUGGUUCAUAUGCCUGGUCUUUCGAAUCCUCAAACGGAAUUGCCGCUCAAGAACAAGGAGUUGGUGGAGUCCAAGCUGCUGGUGCUUCAUCCCACGUUUCCCCCGAAGGAACCCCAAUCCAAUUGACCUACACUGCUGAUGCUGAUGGUUUCCACCCAGCUGGUGCUCAUCUUCCACAAGCCCCAGAAAUCCCAGCUGCCAUUGUCCGCUCAUUGGAAUGGAAUGCCGCCCAUCCACAAGAGGAACAACCACAAGGACAACCAAUCCGCCGAUUCUAAAAAGUCAUGAUUGUAGUGUAACAUAAAUAAAUUGAUGAUUAGGUUUAGCUGAGAA